Messenger RNA from Tachysurus vachellii, 6298 nucleotides. RefSeq names its product period circadian clock 1b (gene per1b). The transcript is spliced from 19 exons. Lineage: Eukaryota; Metazoa; Chordata; Actinopteri; Siluriformes; Bagridae. Gene Ontology annotation, cellular component: cytoplasm; nucleus. Gene Ontology annotation, biological process: entrainment of circadian clock by photoperiod; circadian regulation of gene expression; negative regulation of transcription by RNA polymerase II. Gene Ontology annotation, molecular function: transcription cis-regulatory region binding; transcription corepressor binding. The record is from RefSeq and is a predicted model, not a curated record. The coding region runs from base 688 to 4980 and encodes 1430 amino acids.
CUACUGCGUGUCUGGUGUGGCAAAGGGAAGGGAAAAGUGUAGCACACAAUAAGCGUUCAACCGCCACUGCGUAGCGACGUGAAAACCGACUUAAAUCAAGUACAGCUUUGAAAUCGUAUAGUCCUGACUUUUUAAUAUAAGCUGGAAACAGAAAACUAUCAGAGACGUGAUAUGAGGACGUGUUUAUUCCCCUGGAGACAACACUGUAAAGCUGCACAGGUGAAGCUGCACAGCUUCUAGAAAAAGGAAUAGAUCAGAACCAGCUGAAAAAAAGGAGAAGAGGAACAGAGAGAUCAUAAAAAGGAAGAGCUGAAUCUUUCAGAUACCGUUUUUUUGCUGCUUUCUCUCUUUCUCACUCUGUUUGCAUCCAUCUGGCUGCAGAUUGCAUCCAAGACUGUUUCAUAAGCAGCCUUUUUUUUUGCCUGUGAUUUUUUUUUUUUUUGCCUUCAGCAUUUCUGAAAUAAACAAUUUGUUUACAUUUACACCUUCAUUCACCCAAGAGUUUGGAGGUCAUAGGUUCUCCAGCCACUUGCUUUUCAGACUCACAAAGGUCACAUUUAGCCCAUGAGGAAGAUUCAACCAAAAAUGAUUUUCCACUACUGUUCCUGUAGCCCAACCUAGUUCAUUUCUAUAAAUUAUUUUUAAGCAGAAUUGGUGAGUCUUAUCACCAGGUACUCUCACCAUACUAUGAGUGAUGAUAACUCAGACUCCAACCCCAGCAAUGCUCCUAGGGUGGGAGCAGGAGGGACCGAGGAGGAAGAAGAGGUUGUGCCACAGACCAGCUCACUUGGCAUGAGUGGCAGCUCGCCGUCAUCAAAUCCAGCCAAUGGCAGGACAGGAUCUUCUACGGGAGGCGAGUCAGAACCCACAGGUUUAUCCAGUGAUAAUCGGGGGCAGAAUUCGGAUGACAUGGAUGCGCUAUCGAGCGGCAAUGACUCCGGAGAAAGGGAGAGUGAAGGGGGGCUGGACAGAGAGAACGGUUCCAGGGGACGACAGUCCAUGCGAAGUUACCAGAGCUCCUCAAGUCAUAAUGGCAAAGAUUCUGGCAUGAUGUUGGAGACCACUGAGAGCAACAAGAGCUCGAAUUCUCAGAGUCCGUCUCCUCCCAGCAGCUCACUGGCAUACAGUUUGUUGAGUACAAGCUCAGAGCAGGACCCUUCAUCCACCAGUGGCUGUAGCAGUGAGCAGUCAGCUCGUGUUCAGACCCAGAAAGAGCUGAUGAGGGCACUGAAGGAGCUCAAGAUUCGCAUACCUGCAGAGAGGAAGACCAAAGGACGCUCCAGCACGCUCAACGCCCUCAAAUACGCCCUUAGCUGCGUCAAACAAGUUCAAGCCAAUCAGGAAUAUUAUCACCAGUGGAAUGUUGAAGAGUGUCAUGGCUGCAGUCUGGAUCUUUCCACAUUUACCAUAGAAGAGCUCGAUAACAUUACCUCAGAAUAUACGCUGAAAAACACAGACACGUUCUCCAUGGCUGUGUCAUUCCUGUCAGGGAAGGUGGUAUACAUCUCUCCACAGGGUUCAUCAUUGUUGCGAAGUAAACCGGAGAAGCUGCAGGGGGUGCUGUUUUCAGAGCUGCUCGCUCCUCAGGACGUCAGCACGUUCUACAGCAGCACUGCCCCCUGCAGAUUACCCCCCUGGGCCUCCUGCAUCGGAUCUGCAUCUCCUCCAGUGGAGUGUACCCAGGAGAAGUCCAUGUUCUGCAGGAUCAGCGCAGAUGGCUCUUCCAGUGGAGACAUGCGCUAUUACCCUUUCAGACUGACCCCAUACCUGCUCACAUUGCGAGACUCCGACACUGCAGACCCUCAACCCUGCUGCCUGCUCAUCGCCGAAAGAGUACACUCUGGAUACGAAGCUCCACGUAUUCCUCCAGAUAAACGGAUCUUUACCACCAGUCACACACCUAGCUGUCUCUUCCAGGAAGUUGAUGAGAGAGCUGUGCCGCUGCUGGGUUAUCUGCCUCAGGACCUGGUGGGAACGCCAGUGCUGCUCUGUCUCCACCCAGAGGACAGGCCAAUGAUGGUGGCCAUCCAUAAAAAGAUUCUGCAGUUUGCAGGACAGCCGUUUGAACACUCUCCGUUGCGGAUGUGUGCACGGAACGGAGAGUAUCUGACGAUAGACACCUCCUGGUCCUCCUUUGUUAACCCUUGGAGCAGGAAGGUGGCGUUCAUCGUGGGUCGCCACAAAGUCCGAACUUCUCCACUGAAUGAGGACGUGUUCACCCGUCCGAGUGCUCUGGAGGAGAGCAACUUGACGCCGGAUAUCGCACAGCUCAGCGAGCAGAUCCACCGGGUUCUGGUGCAGCCUGUACACAGCAGCAGCUCACAGGGCUAUGGCAGUUUGGCAAGUAAUGGCUCUCAUGAGCUGCAUCCUAGUGCCACUUCAUCAUCAGAGAGCAAUGGCACCGCUCUGGAGGACCCAGCUCAGCUUCACAAACCGAUGACCUUCCAGCAGAUCUGUAAGGAUGUUCACAUGGUAAAGACAAGUGGCCAGCAAGUGUUUAUCGAGUCCCGUAACCGGCCCCCUCCUAGAAAACACACCGCCACUGUUUCAUUGCGAGCUGUAGUGGACACUGUGCCGGAUGUGGCCGUGCCCUCAAAGGAUCCAGUCCUGUCUCAGCUGGUAAGGAAGGACCCGCCCAGUGCGUACUCUUACCAGCAAAUCAACUGCCUAGAUAGCAUUAUACGGUAUCUGGAGAGCUGUAAUGUCCCAAACACAAUAAAAAGGAAGUGUGGCUCAUCCUCCUAUACCGCAUCCUCCACUUCUGAUGAUGAUAAGCAGCAAGACACUCAAAGCAAUCCUAAAGGUCCGUCAGUAGCUCUAGUUAGUGAGAGUACAUCACUGCCAGCCCUGGCUUUACACAGUAAGGCAGAGAGUGUAGCCUCAGUAACGUCCCAGUGCAGUUUCAGCAGUACCAUUGUCCACGUGGGAGACAAGAAACCCCCAGAGUCAGACAUUGUAAUGGAGGAAGCGCCUACAACUCCUAUACCUGCUCCUCCUGUCCUUCAUACUCCUCCACCUCCUCCUCCUUCUCCACCUACCGUUCCAGCCGCUCCUUCACUUCUCCCACCCCCAACUCCACCCAGCCCUGCGGUUACAACUGAGAGAGAUGGAGGCAGGAGAGGAGGAGGAGGAGGAGGAGGAGGAAUUGGAGGAGGAAGGCUAGGACUGACCAAAGAGGUGCUUUCUGCACACACUCAGCAGGAAGAGCAGAAUUUCCUGUGUCGCUUUAGGGAUCUGAGUCAGCUGAAAGUGUUCGAUCCAGCUUCAGUACUUCGACGGAAUACUACCACACCGAUCACUAGAGGUGCACGCUGUUCACGUGAUUACCCAGCAAUGAGCAAUAGUGGUCGUCGGCGUGGUAGAGGUGGUAAGAGGUUGAAACAUCAGGAGACCUCAGAGCAGUCGAGCUCUUUAGGCCUGUCAGGCCCAACAGGAAGCCUCUCUAUGGGUGCUCCUGCACAAGAGGGAGUACCUACCGCUUCUUUUCCUCUGGCACCUCCAACAACUUCAUCAUCUUGGCCGCCUUCAGUGGGCUCGCAGAAUAGCCUGCCCUCUGUGCCCUAUCCACCAGGCAUGCUGCCCCUUUAUCCACUCUACCCACCUCUCUCUCACCCCAUCACUGACCCCUCAAUGCAAUCGGGAUUUCGCUUUCCCAUUCAGAAUCCUCACGUGGCACCUCCUAUGGUGCCCCCCAUGAUGGCGUUGGUACUUCCCAAUUACAUGUUUCCACAAAUUGGUACAACCAUGGCCCAACCUGUUGCAGCAACUAUGUCUCAGCCCUUCUACAACCCCAGCAUGUCUUUUCAGUACCCCACAGCAAGCGCUGUCCCUCCAGCACCCGCUCAGACAUUACCAUUGGCCCCAAGAAACCCCUCCCGCUGUAGCACACCUCAGUCCUGCAGCCAGAGGGAAGGAGGAGUGGAAAGAGACGGGACAGAGUCACCUCUUUUCCACUCUCGAUGCUCUUCCCCUUUGAAUUUGCUUCAGCUAGAGGAGUCACCAUCCAGUCGGCUUGAGGCAGUAACAGCAUUGGCCUCUGGGCAACAGGCCACACCUCCUGCCGGUGGACAAGGAGGUGGGGUUGUAGGACAGGCAGCAGCCAAUCAGAGAGGCACAGCAGCAGACUCUAAAGAGAAUGAAAGUGGAGAAACCAAUGAAUCGAAUCAGGAUGCCAUGUCCUCUUCCAGUGAUCUGCUUGACCUGCUGCUGCAGGAGGACUCGCGAUCAGGCACAGGCUCAGCCGCCUCUGGCUCCGGCUCCUCGGGUACAGGGUCAUCAGGAUCUGGCUCAGGUUCUUCAGGGUCUGGCUCCAAUGGAUGCAGUAGUUCUGGGAGUGGAACAAGAAGCAGUCAGAGCAGCCACACGAGCAAGUAUUUUGGCAGCGUGGACUCGUCCGAGAAUGACCACUCUCGUAAGCAGACAGCAGGGGGCAACGGAGAGGCCCAGUUCAUCAAGUGUGUACUGCAGGAUCCUAUCUGGCUGCUUAUGGCCAACACAGAUGAGAAGAUCAUGAUGACCUAUCAGCUGCCCAUCAGAGACAGAGAGACUGUACUGAGUGAGGACAGUGUUGCAUUGAGAGCCAUGCAGAAACAACAGCCUCGUUUUACUGAAGAGCAGAAGCGAGAACUGAGUCAGGUUCACCCCUGGAUCCGCACAGGACGCCUGCCACGCGCCAUCAAUAUAUCCGGAUGUGUGGGCUGCAAAUCUCCUCCAUCAAUGCCUCCUGCUGCCCCCUUUGACGUGGAGAUCCACGAGAUGGAGCUGUGCAGCGUGCUCGACGUGACAGAAGAUGGCGCCACUGGCGAGAAACAUGUGCAGCCAGACACAGCCAUGGACGAGAGAGAGACGGAAGGAGAGGCAGAGCAUCGGAUAGAUGAAGACGAGAAAGGACAGGCCAGAAUGACGAGACAGGUCAGCGAUCAGGAGAUGGCAGCCGAGGAACAGGAAGUUACCUCACAAAUGGAGGAGGAUGGGAAAUGAUAUGGAGGCCAUGUGACUGAUAUGAGACACUGAUAUGAUGUGAUACUGUUAGCCCAUGACUGGUGGUGGAAAUGACUUCAUACUCACAGCUGAUGAUGUCAGCAGUGGGAUAAUGACAAAAAAAAGACUAUAGCACUAACAGCCACGCGUUCUGACUUUCAGGCACAAUUUUAUUUUAUUUUUUUGAAGUAAAAGAUGUAAAUGUAAACUAAGUAUGUUGUAAGGUUUACCAAUGACACUGUGGAGGGUGGAUUACGCUGUUAGGCUCUUAAACUAAAGUGAAUCUCUGAUUUGUUUUUAUACAAGUUGUAAAAAAAAAAACAAAAAAAAACAGUAUUUAUUUGUAUAGCUGAAUGCAGGUCAGAAGUAAGUAAAGCUGCAAAGGCUGACAGAUGAUGAAUGUGAAGAACAAGGCCACUUUAUUGUAAGACUGUGACACCACUGCUCUGCACACUGCCCCAGUUCACUUUUAGAUAACAGCAUUGUGAAUGCCUGGACCUAUUAGCUUGAUCCUUUGUUUCGUUCAACUCCAGCUUCAGAAACUCGCAGGACUGCAUAUCGUUAUGAAGCUUUGACCAAUCCUGUUAGAACGAUUACAGUGUUACCAAAACUUGGUUGUAAGUAAAUUUAUAUGUCGUAAUAUAGUAAAAAAAAAAAAUAACAAACAAAAAAAACAAGAGAGAACAUAUGCAGGCUUUGGGGUCAGAAUCACUGCCUUUUGCAGACCUUUGAUCUGCAGUUUACAUGUACGUUUAGACCAAACUUCACAGGUUGAUUUUAUUUUUAUUAGUAUUUUUAUACAUUACUGGUGUAGUUUCUGUCCAGAGAUUUGAUCCUGUUCAAUCUGCAAUGAGUGUUUAAGCCACAUGGAUGGCAUGUUUAAUAUUUCUGUCAAUUUAUGAAAGUGUUUUUGGCUAACGAUUGAUUCACAUUUAUUCUCCAUAUACAACGUAAGAGGUUCUUGUAGCCAGUGGCAUCCUCCAUACCAGAGGUGCAUGAUGGGUAGGAGAAUGUAUGAGCAUGGUGGACAGUCAUAGGGCAUCGAAAACAAACAGUGGUGCCUGUGUGGUCCCAUUUUCACUAUAGCGCCUCGCCUUAGUUAUACGUGCUUGGCAAUCAGAGAAGAAAAUUACAGGCUUCGUAAACACCAGUAACUGUGUACAGAGUGUUUAGGACAGGGGAGAAAAUCUCUUCUCUGUGUCAUUCUGUUUUGACCAUGUCAUACUCAGCAACUUUAGUACUCUUGAGUGGUUUCUAAGUAUUUUUGUGAAUUUCUUUGUCUGAAAUAAAAAAACAAGAAAUAAAAUCAAAACUUUCA